Candoia aspera is the source of this 3195-nucleotide messenger RNA. It is a transcript of the gene ZSWIM9, whose product is annotated as zinc finger SWIM-type containing 9. The transcript has 3 exons. The record is from RefSeq and is a predicted model, not a curated record. Lineage: Eukaryota; Metazoa; Chordata; Lepidosauria; Squamata; Candoiidae. The coding region runs from base 138 to 1778 and encodes 546 amino acids. Gene Ontology annotation, molecular function: zinc ion binding.
AGACGGAGCGCCUGGGUUUGUUUCCCCGAGCGCGGGCCUGCUUUCAGCUGCACCCUGGACAGGCAAAGAUCCAAGGCACCUGGAAGGGGUUGGGGGACAGCCCGGCAGUUGACGGUGCUGGUUUGUCCACAAGUAGCAUGGGAGACCUGGGCCUAGGCCGGGAAUUCCACACCUGGCACCAAUUCAGCAUGUUCUUUGAUGACUGGUGUGAAAAGCACAAGGUGCUGUUCAUCAUUGCCAGCCUGAAGCCGCUCGUUUCGCUGCGACAGAACCAGCUGCACUAUCAGCCUAGCUUGGCGGAGACGUUACGCUUCCGUUUUGUGCGUCUCAUCUGCAAGCACAGUGGGACCUACGUGGGACAAAGCACAGUGAAACGAAACCGCCUCAGUGAGAAGAUUGACUGCCCAGCCUCUAUCACGUUGCGCCUAGGCCCCAAGAAGGACCGUCUGGUGGUAAUUGAGGCCAACUUGGAGCACAACCACUGCCUGUCAGAACUGGAAUUUGCCCACUACUUUAAACGGCAUCAACUGAGGGCCAGCUUGGGGCUGCCCAUCCGCAUUACAAACAGUAUUUCCAAGCGCUUCUUGGCGCCUGACCUCAUCUGGAACCUGGAGGACUACAGUAAGGCCAAAGAUAAGGGGAUGUGUGAGCUCUUGGCAGUUCUAGAUGGGCUCUUCAAGGCAGAUGCAGGAGCCAAAGUCAAACUGGUCUUCCAGGAGGACGUGGCUGUUCUUAACAGCAUCUUCUUAGCCACCUCACACAUGUGUGAACUGGUGAAGCGCUUCCCUGACCGCCUUUUCUUGGAGCGUGCUGCCUGCCUUGAUGAGGAUUUUGAGCUCUAUACAGUACUGUGUCAAGAUGCCAAUGGGCAUGGACGUGAGGUAGCCUAUUGCUUGGCACGUCAGGGGCUCCCUGACCUCCUUAUAUUCAUUGUGGCUUCACUGGUGCAGAGUGUUCCAGACAUCAAGUUGCAAGUGAAGGUACUCACGGUAGGAGCUGGUGUCACAGGGCUGGAUGCUGUGGAGGAAGUGCUGCCAUGUGCCCGGGUGCAAAUCUGCCGCCUGCAAGUCUUGGAAGCCCUUUACCGCAAGGCCUGUGAACUGGCAGUGCCAAAAGAGGACCAGAUUCGCAAUCUAUUGCUCAAUCUGGCUAAUGCUGAUUCACCACGGGUUUAUAGCCAGUAUCUCAGUGACCUGGAAGAUGUAGCUCCACUCUCUUUUCUGCAGUACUUCUUGGAGCGCUGGCACCCUCACAAAGGCAUGUGGGUAGAGUGUUGGGCCUUUGAGAAGAACAGGGAAUGUUCCUUCCUUGACCACCUUAGUACCCACCGCCAUAAGCUGCUGACAGCGCUCAAUCCUCCUAUGGCUCUGGCUUCCUGGGUCCGGGGUCUACUGGAUCUCCAGGCCUUGCAUGUGGAAACGUCAAGUCUCAGUAUAACACCAGUGGUUGAGUUGUACCACACCUCCUGCCCAUCUGACUAUGCAGAUCUGGUAGCUGAGGAACUAGACCUGGUGCCCCAUGCACAUUAUGAACUCAAGGAUAUGCACAAUGGGUUCCUCCUGGAAGGUAGCACAUGUUCCUUUCUGGUGAGCCAAGAUCUGACCACUUGUAGCUGCUCCAUUUAUAUGGCUCACCAGCUUCCUUGCCGGCACAUCUUUGCUGUACGUCUUUGGGUUGGGGAGCCCCUCUUUGACCUCAACCUUCUGCCCAGCUCAUCAAACAGAAAUCAAUAUACUGUGCAGCAGGAGGAAUGCCAGCUAUUGUAUUCCUCAGUUUAAAUAUUACCCCAUGUCAUACAUAUACUGAACAACAAUACAUAGUCUUGGUGACCACCUUGAUAGUUGUCAUUUUGGCACAAUGAAGAUGGUGGCAUCAUACUCCCACACAACUUUGUUAUAGUGCUCAGUUUGGAAUAAAUAAUAAAUUGAGAGUUGGCCAUCCAUCAUUAAAACAGUCUGGCAAUGCCUGCCCAUGUGCUCAAGGAUCGGUGGCUGUUAAAAUACAUGCUAGGAUUGAAGUACUGAAAAUCUCCACAGCUAUUGCAGGAAGAAGGGAAGAGAAGCACACCCAGCUUUAAAGAGCUGUUUCUAGAUCUCUCUUACCACUGGGUUCUGAGUAAAAAGCCUCCACAUAUAUGUUGAUAUGUGUUGACAUUCUGUAUCCAAAACUGAGUUCAUUCUGCAGAUCAAAGCAGAACAUUCCAAAGGAUGUCAGUGAGCAGAAUCAGCUGAGCAGCUUUUUCUUCAACAUUCCAUACCAAGAUAGUGCAAAUCCUCUUGUGAGGGAAGAUAGGUUUUGCACAGAUUAUGCAACUUGAACCUUGAUCCUGUGUGGGGUUAGAUGUAUCUGAAAUCACUAAGUUUAACUGUGUCCAAUUAAACAGGACCAGGCUGUUAAGACUAUUACACAGAACCAUCAAAGAAUUGUGUGGGAUGCUAAAAAGCCAUUUUCUAACAACUGAAAGUCAUGCUCAACAGCUUCCAGGUUUUUCCCCAGGAUGUAGUCAGGCAUUCCUGGUACUGGAUUCUGCACUGCCAUCACUUUUGGUACUUGUCAAAUACCACAAAGUAGGAAUAAGCAGUGCUUCUAAACCCUGUUGUAACAAGUCUUAUAUCAUCCUGUUUGUUUAUCUGAUCUAAUAAACUCCUAAUAGGAGUAAGGAUGAGCAAUUAGCUAUCCUUUCCAGCACUAUCGUCCAUAAGUUGAGGGACAAAUUCUGUAAAAUAAAACCUUUCUAUCUAUGUAGACUCACUGUGAUUUCAGUAAAAAAUACUGCAGUUUAUUCAAGACAUCAUAAUUAAACAAUGGCUUAUCAUGCUGUACAGAUCUAUAUGUGCUGGAUGACAGGUCAUCUAAUGGCAUGUUGUGAGGCAGAGCCAUUAUCCCACCAUCAGUGGCUAUAAUGUGGUUUUGUAAUACUUUUGUUUUCAAAAUUCUGAAUUCAAUAUUGAAAUGUCUCAAUAAAAAUACAUUAGAAAUAAAGACUUCGAAGUCAGAAUGUCUCUUCAAUCCUCAUUUAAAAACUAAAGGCAGCAGGAGCACUGUUUUGGCUAUUUGUGUAACGUGGAGUGGCAAUACUUUAUAGCAGUGAUUCUUAAAAAAUUUUCUCUCAGGACCUCUUCCCACUUUUAAAAAUUACGGAGGACCCAAAAGAGCUUUUGUUUGUAUGGGUUACAUUUAUCAAUAUUUACCAUA